AUGAACUGUUUCUUCAACACAGGUGUCAAGGACGUCAUCUUCCCCGAAGACAGCAUUUUCUACGACAUCAGUCCAUCUUCAUUCCGAGGAUGCACACAACUCGCAAACAUCCAACUUCCAGCCAACGUACGAAGUCUUGGUGAUAACUGCUUCGAAUCUACAAAACUUUCUAUUUUCAGUGUUCCUUCUUCUGUUGUCACUAUCAGCAGCUACUCAUUCCGAAACUGCUAUGAUCUCAGUGAGUUCAUUAUUCCAGAAGACAACAAACUUGAAACUAUCAAAGAUCGUUCAUUCGAAGGUUGCACAAGUCUCCGUUUGUUCCGCUGCGAACUUAGCAACUUCUUCACAGUGUUCAACGGUGCACUUUUCAACAAAAACAUGUCGACACUCAUCUGCUUCCCACCAGCAUCUUCGAUCAAGUACUUCUCAUUCCCCGACGAAGUCCGCCUUAUUGGCAGUGGUGCAUUCAUCGGAUGUCGUAACAUCUUGAGCAUCCUUAUCCCAGACAAUUCUAUCGAACGGAUUGGCACAUUCGCAUUCGCGAACUGCACAUCUCUUAAGAUGAUCAACAUUCCAUCAUCUCUCAGUGUUAUUGAGAACGGUGCAUUCUCAGGGUGCGUGUCUCUGAAAUGCGGUAUCUUCAUCGACAACAAAGAACGACGAUUCAUUGAAGAACUUAUUGAAACAUCUCUUCUUCCUAUUUCAGCUCUUAACGAAUGUGGUCUUUUCAGCUGCAAAGUCCGCAACAAUUUCAACCUUCCAAUUUCUCCUUCAUAUUUAUAUGUUUUUAUUCUCAUGUAA
Messenger RNA from Trichomonas vaginalis G3, 801 nucleotides. Its product is annotated as regulation of response to stimulus. Bases 1 to 801 code for a protein of 266 amino acids. Lineage: Eukaryota; Parabasalia; Trichomonadida; Trichomonadidae. The record is from RefSeq and is a predicted model, not a curated record. The transcript has a single exon.